Laccaria bicolor S238N-H82 is the source of this 603-nucleotide messenger RNA. RefSeq lists its product as uncharacterized. Bases 1 to 603 code for a protein of 200 amino acids. Lineage: Eukaryota; Fungi; Basidiomycota; Agaricomycetes; Agaricales; Hydnangiaceae. The transcript has a single exon. The record is from RefSeq and is a predicted model, not a curated record.
AUGUACCAUGACAAGCGCUUUCAAAAGGAUUCUCACUUUGCAUUAAUUGCUUUUAAUCAUGAGCAAAUCAAACAAAGUACAUCUUCAGGAUACCUGCUUGCUGAGACUCCAAAAUUUGACAAUAUUUCAAAAAGACUUAUGGAUGUUGAUGUUGAAGUUCUAAGUGACUUGAUCCAAAGAAUGGAAGAUGGAGAGAGAGUAAAGCCUGAAACUGAUGAAGAGUCCUUGUGCUUUCAGCUUAUCAAAGACUUGGAUCAUGUCUCAGGAAGAGUUCAAGGCUCAACCACCACCAAAAAAUAUAUGUGCAAUGAAAUCUGGUCUCUCAUCUCAUUCAUUGGAGCUCCAUCUUGGUUCAUCACAUUCUCUCCAGCUGAUAACAUGCACCCUAUAUCAUUGUACUUUGCUGACACUAAGGAAAAGUUUAGUCCAUUGUUAAGAGAAUAUGAUGAAAGAUACAAAUUAAUUGCAAAUAAUCCUGUAGCUGGUGCUAGAUUUUUUCACUUCAUAACUGAGAUGUACAUCAAGCAUGUUCUUGGUGUGGGUGAAAAACAUAGAGGACUGUAUGGAGAUACAGAGGCAUUUUAUGCAACAGUGGAACAAUAG